Diabrotica virgifera virgifera (western corn rootworm) is the source of this 699-nucleotide messenger RNA. RefSeq names its product transmembrane protein 234 homolog. Bases 219 to 608 code for a protein of 129 amino acids. NCBI's taxonomy places the organism in Eukaryota, Metazoa, Arthropoda, Insecta, Coleoptera, Chrysomelidae. The record is from RefSeq and is a predicted model, not a curated record. The transcript is spliced from 4 exons.
GCAAUUUACGAGACGCGCUCGACCUGUAGACCGAAGUAUUAAAAGUUGUCUAACUAGUAGUAGGUGUAUGUUAUUUGUUAUUUUUAUUAUUAUUAAAUUAUCGUCAAAAACAUACAACCAAAUAAUAAAUCAACAGGUUAAACAGUUUUUAUAACUAAAAUUUAAAUGCACAUAUCAAAAUAUAUAAUGCAAACAACGUAAAAUUCAGAAUUUAUGUGAUGUUGUUACAAAUAGCAUGUUUAAUAACAACAGGGUUGUUAUGGGGCGCAACAAAUCCAAUUAUCAAGAAAAAAUCUCGAGGAAUUACAAAAGUUACAGCUGAUUCUAAAAUACUUCAAUUUCUCUUGGAAAUCAAAUUUCUUGCAACAAAUUUGGAGUAUUUAGUUCCUAUGCUGUUAAACCAAUUGGGGUCCAUGAUAUUUUACAUAACUCUUAAUAUAUCAGACCUAACAUUGGCUGUACCAGUAGCAAACUCAUUGACAUUUGUUUUCACUGCAAUUUCUGGGUGGAUUGUAGAAGGAGAAAUCCCAAAGAAAGGUACCUAUGUAGGAGCCAUUUUGGUAAUAAUAGGGACAGCUUUAUGUUGCAUAGAAAAAUAUCAGGAGUAAACACUGGUAACGGAAUGAAGACUGUGAAAGAAAUUAUCAACUUUUAGAUUUAAAACAUUUUUAAUAUAUGUAAAUAUUAAUUAAUAUAAAA